CGGCGGCGGCAGCGCGCCUGCGCAGUGCAUCCAGGGGCUCGGCGGCGUUCGGUGCUGAAGUGGGGCGGAUGGCAGGAAAAACGGCGGCGAUGGACAUUACUCCGCGGGAUUCCCGUUUGCGAUGUCGCUGAAUAGACACCGGGACGUCGCGUUCUCGCUCCCGUCGUCCUCGGACACUGACAGCCCGGCGCGAAGCGAUGCUGUACUUUAAUUGGUCCAUCUACUCUCAAGUCCAUAAAUGACCCUUUCCCCGACAUCCGAGGAAGCCUAGGAUCCGACAUCCAGCGAAACAAACGGAGCACGUGAAAUAAGGAAACAAGGAGAGGAAGUUAUUCGUGCUUCGCCUCAGCUUUCGUGUCCCUUUCCGUGCCCGUCGGUCAGGGAUGGUGAGACCAGUAACUUCUCUUCUCUGUGGUGCAAAGAACCUCCUUCAUUGCCCCGCACCUCCAGCGAGCCAAACAGCCAGUGUGUCCGCCAAACCGACGCCCAGACAGUCAGCCACUCAGUCUCUCCGUCAACCAGCCUGCUAUCGUCCAGCAACCUAUUACCUCACGCCAUGAUUGCUCUGUCUGACCUGUUUUUAGAAACUCAGUAAUUCAUGCCCCGGAGUGUGAGCGGAGUGGAGAUGAGAAAAAGGCAGGCGGCUCAUAUCGAGGCCCCCCCACAGGCCCCUGGACAGCCCCGACCCAACACCUGCUGCCUCUGCUGGUGCGGCUGCUGCAAGUGUCUCUGGAAUGAAGACAGGAUGGAGAGGAGUGAACGACAGACCUGCACCAAGAUGGAUAGUAUUGAAGCUGCAGACGAACAAUGCCCCAGUCUGGAGGAGCUGCUGUCGUGGGCACGGAGCUUCGAGAUGAUGCUGCGCUCGUUGGAGGGCCGGGAGAUCUUCCGGGAGUUCCUGCGCUCGGAGUACAGCGAGGACAACCUGCUCUUCUGGUUGGCCUGUGAGGAGCUGAAGAAGGAGACGAAUCCCUCUGUGGUGGAUGAGAAGGCCAGGAUUAUAUACGAAGACUAUGUGUCCAUAUUAUCACCCAAAGAGGUGAGUCUGGACUCACGGGUCAGAGAAGGAAUAAACCAGAGUCUGGCUGAGCCCAGCAACCUGAUCUACGAGGAGGCCCAGCUCCAGAUCUACACCCUGAUGCAUCGCGACUCCUUUCCCCGUUUCCUCAACUCCUCCGUUUACAGAGACCUCCUGGCCAGCAGGAGGCGCACCUGCCUCGACCCCUAGACCCUCCCCACUCCUCCCUCAUUGCCAUCGUACACCAACGAGACUACUACUUAAACUUCAAAUACUACUAUGGUGCCAGAAGUCGGGUUUGGAAAAAAUCUCUCCCUUUUUUGAUUGAAAAGACUGAAUGACAUCCAAGAUAGCUGGUUGUUUUUUUAUUUAUAUUUUUUAAGCAAUUUAUAUCCAGUUCCUCACUGGAGCCAGGUCGGCCUUUGCUGGUUGGUUAUCGGUCAAUUUAAGACCUUUAAUGCUGGCCAGUGAUUGUUUCGCAGUUUGUGCUGUUUGUUUCGGUUGACGCUGGCCAACCCACGUGGGUUGAAACGGCCGACCCGUUGGCCAGCCGUCGCUCACCUGUGGACGAGGACUCCUCAGGCAGCGGGGACAGAAAAAGAGAGAGAGAUGAAAAAGGACAAGCCAACUGUUCCUGUACUGUAAUAUUUAGACCUCAUGCUUUCUACCCUCACUUCUAAAGUUCUCUCUCUUUACUCAUUCUCUCUCAUGUUUUAUUGUGUUUUUUCUAACUCUGUCCCAUUCCUCAGACAUGUUUGAUUUUUGUCUUGUUUUAAAUUUUUCUGUUCUAUCCAAACAUGACACCUAGUUGUUGGUGGGAUCUGGAGAGUCGGAGUUUCUGCCCAUUUAACCAGUAGAAGCACUGGCUCUGCAUGUAACUCUCUCUCUCUCGACAGUAGCUUGACGAUGUAAGCCGCGGACUGCAACUGUUUUUGAAUAUUGAGAUGUAUUAAGACAGGGACCUGUCUCUGCCUGGUUGUUUUUGUUCAGUGAAGGGAAGUACACUUCUGCCCAUUUUAAGCUUACUGCUGUUUUGUUGAUGAGGAGAUUUAAUGGCUUCUGCAGCAGAGGCAGCAGCAAAAGCACCUACCCAUCCAUCCGUCCGUCCAUCCAUCCGUCCAUCCAUUUAUCCGUCCGUCCAGGCACUUUCCUUCUUUAGGAUUCUUUAACUGGGAGAAGUAAGGGCUAGAAUUGUGGUUGGGCAGCUACAUGUGUUAUUACUACUCAUGAACUUUAGACAAAAACAAUCUCUUCACUGAGAAAAUCACAAUGCCUUUACAUGUGAGAAAAAGGCAGCACAAGCGCUGCUGGAGUUUUGCUGGAAAGCAACCACAGUUUGUCCAACGAUCCCUACCUCCCAUCCUUUUUUCCCUCCCCCUUCCUCCCUCCACCUCAGACCAUCACAGCCUGACAAGCACAGGUGCCCAAUGUGGGGGUGGAAGAUACCCCACCCCUGGAUAAAAUAAAAUAAAAAAACACAUUAACUCCAAAAAAGUCAUUUGCAUCUUGAAAUUCAUGAGCAGAAGAAAAGGGUUUUACUCUCUAGCGUUUCACCUUGAAUUGAGGAUUUUGGAAAACAAGCAGAUGCAGCAGGCACCGAUGUGAUUAAAAAGGGUCAUCGAGCCCCGGCCUUUGUCUGUAAGGCUCUAGCUUUAGAAGCUUUUGGUAAUAUGACACUCCUUCGAAGUUGAACGUCCAAUAUCUCAGUGCAGAAACGAGAACCAGGUGCCAAACACGAUGUCAAAGAUGCUGUGAAGAGACAUCAGGUGUGACUCGUCACCAGACUGUAGGGUCUCGCUCGUUGCGGUGCUCGUCCGAUCGUCCAGCAGAUGAAGUGAACGGUUCUCCUUCAGUUAGCUGCUGCCCGUGUGAGACACUUCUGAUUUGUUUCGUUACCAGAGCUAAUGAAAAAGGUUGGUGUAACAAUGCUAACAUGCUAGCCUUUUUUUUUUUUUCCCCCAGAAGGCUAACUAGGUGUCAGCAUGCUGUAGGCAAGCAGUUAGCAUGCUUGUGCUGGCCAUGCUAAUGGCCCAUCUCACUGCCAGCCCUCACACACACACACUCCGGUUUGUUUUUUCUAAUCUGACUUUGACAGCAUGCGAUGAUAACGGCUAAUGUGUGUGUGUGUGUGAGUGUGUGUGUGUGUGUGUAAGGAAAAAUUACACACUUAACAGAAAAAAAAAAUAGAAAAAAAAAACUUUAAGGGGGUCUUGCCAAAUGUCCCAUUAACAUUUUUAUUAUAUAAAAGGACAUUUAGUUUUUUGAUGAUGUGAACAUUUGAACAUGAACUUUGUUUCUGGCCUGUGGAUGUGCAGUAGAAAGUGCAUGAGUGCAGUAUAUGCUAUUUUUUUAAAUUAACUGGGCCUCCAAGUGUUUUCUUCACGCCACGCGAUGGAUAACCGUCUCGGUUCGGUGGUUAGUGCAGUCUUUAAAAGUGUCAAUGAAACAGUGCCACUCCUCACUGAUAAACGUAGGCAUCCGUGCUGCCACCACCUGUAACUACCUGAAGUUCACGUGCCAAGUUUGAUCUAAAUUCAGUUUAACAUUAGACGAUGCAGGAUGUCGAUUGAAGACGAUUGAAGUGUAAUUGGAUGUUUAGCAGUUAACGGUAAUAGGUUAUGGUCUAUUUGAGCCUGUGUCCUAAUAUGUUAGGUUGGUUUUGAAUCAUCUUGUAAAUUGCUGUUGUUAAAACCUUGUGAACCUGAUACUAAAAAAGCUUCAUGAUGAAUUAUUCAAGAAAGUUUAGUUAGCGAAAACAAAUAACUAAAUUAAUAAAACAACAUGAAAAAUAUACAUCCGUUUUGAGGAGUGUACGGUCCAUGGAAUUAUGGGAUUUUGAGUUUUCCUCCAUUUAUUCUCAUACUUAUACUAUUGAUGAAUCUGUCAGUUCAAAACCAAGCUAACAUAAUUCCCAAAAAAAACUUUCUGUCGCAAAGUUUUAGUUAUAAAUCAGUCAAAUUGUCUAAACCAAUAAUCAUUAACAGUUUUGCGAUGUUCUUUAUUGAUUGAAAAUAUACAAUAUUUAACCUUUGGCAAUACAGUACUCACAUUUCACUCUACAUUAAUAUCCAUAAGGGCUUGAUUGAUACUGCUUAGCUGCUUUAUUGAAGAGAGCUGUGCAUGCAUGCGCCCAGUUGAUCGGCAGCAGAAGAAUACAGUCGAUAACAAAUUCUGAAUCGAAAGGAUCAAAUUUUACAUUUAGUCCCUGGAGCAAGUUUUAAUUUGCAGGUAACAUGAGCGUUUUAGACGUUUGUAUUUGGACUAACUGUACGUUUGUCAGUAGAAAGCUCUUCUUGCAGACAGAUUUCUCCUCUGCACAGUUCAGCUCUGUUUCCUUGUCACUGAGUCUUUACAGUAAUUAACAUGAGAAUGUUUCACCAAGAACCAGAAAAUGAACUCAUGGUGCAAUUAAACCAAGUUUACAUUUAUAAAUUGUGAGAUGCGUGUACCUUAAUAAAAUACUCAUAAUAGUUGGGAGCUAAGUGUCCAGCAGAGGGGUCAGCAGGUUUCAGGCUGGAACCGUCGCUGCCCAGUGCUAAUGGACAUGUCACGAGAACCGGGAGUGUUUGAGAGGGAGGACGGACGCAGCAGGAAACCCAGCUUCCCUGCUUACAUCCUUCCUCUUAAGUUAUUGUGACUUUUACAUGGUUGGGGGAAAAGUCCACGGUUGUUUAUUUUUAAUAACUGAAUUUCAAAUGUGGAUUUUACAAGCAACGAUGAUGAUGUGAAGUGAUGUGUCAUCGCUGAGUUUAGAGUUUUGUCUUUAAAUUUCCAUGGGUUCCAGUCGAGUGGGUUUCUGGAAACGUGGCUGUUGGUUUUGUUGACUUAAAAAAAUAAUAAUAAGAUUGAGAGCUGAAGAGUCCUGAUGGGAUGGAAGAGGUUUGCGAAGCUUUGGCCUUACUGACACGUUUUUAUUUUUUUCCUUUGUAUAAAAAAAAAAAAAACAACAAACGUCUCUGUAGGCUUUUCACUACCUCUCAUGUUGGUUAAUUUAUUUCACAUCUAGUUGUCAAUGUACAAGUUGUUUUUACAUCUACUUGAAGCCUAACACUGUAAACAAAAUGUGCACAGAAAAAUGACUAUGUAUAUGACCAGAGGGGUUAAAGAGAGCGUGGCCUAGUCAACAUUAUUUUUUUGUUUGUAUGUAUGUUUGUUUUUAAUUGUGUUGAGCUGAAAUAGAUUUUGCAUCUCUAUAAAGUAUUCAGGAAUCCACUGUCUAAGGGCUAAUCCCAUUUUUGCCUAUGCAAAUCUGUUACUGUGGGCGAGUUGGGAAAGGGCGAGCUACCGCACCUUUCACCUGUUUUAGAUGGACCAUGGUUUACAUUGCCCUUUGCUGAUAUUCUUCAAUCUUACUCAGCAAAAAUGUACGCUUAUUUUUGUUUCUAUAUAAAUAUUAUAUAUAUAUAAAUAUAUAUAAAACAAGUAAUAUACAGAGAACAUAGUAUAUGCCUUCGUGAUGAUAAAAAAAAAGAAACCUUGCUGAAUACAAAUAAAUGUGUUGUUGUCUGACAUUAAGUGACUGUGUGCUGGAGUCUUGGUAAGAUGAUGUGGAUGACGGGAUUUUAAGAGACUGACUGAAAAGUUGACGAGCUGACUGUCAGGAAAGACUUUCAUUACUCGGGCUACAACACGAGUAGCUGAUCCUGUGCAGUGUUUCCUAACUGAGGGGUGAAAGACUUUAUUUAUUCAAGGAGCAAACACAUCAUGACUGUCUGUGACAAACAUUGUUAUUCAGCCCCAGCCUGUGAUCUAAAUAAGGUAUUUCGGGUCACCCAGUACUUGUCCAUGUCAUUUUUCACUGUAACACUUGGUCAUUUGAAAAGCAAGACUGUGUAACCUUUGCUAAAAGAAGCCGGUGACCAAACCAAACCGGCUGCAACGCCGACACAACUGAGUGUAAUGACACGGGCUACGUUUAACUGAUUUCACUGCAAAAGAGUUGGACUCUGUUAUUUCUUCAUGCGAAAGUUACAUGGUCUCACUUUGAAGGGCUGAGUUGAGCAAACCUGGAAACAAGCUGAGAUAUUGUUGGUAUCUGCCUUUGAGAUGUGCACUGUCCAUAGUCCCGUUUUAUAACCAGUAAUUCAUUAAUAAAAUCAAAAACAUUCCACUUACCAUGACAUUUUUUUUUUUUUUCUUUUCAAUUUUUCGGUGAUUAUCUUUUUGUCACUGGACACUGCACAGCUGUUGUGAACUUUAAAUAAGAGAAGAACGGCAACAUGUCAUCAGCAAACAGCAGCAACUUUGUUCCCUGUUCUUCUCGUUGUUUUUGUAGCCACAUCCAGACUCUCACUGUGUGAUUACAGUAGCGUUGAUGCCAACACAUCAGCAGAAGUUUCAUUUUUUUAAAUCAAAUAUUCCAUAAAUGCCAAAUGAGUCAAAAAAGUUGCUAGAGGACCAUUAAUUCCACUAUUUUUUUAUUCAUUAUUUUUACAGAAAAUUUAGCUCCUGAACUGAAAUAGAAAAAAGAAUACAAGAGUUGAUGUUGUACGUAUAUUUUUCCCACAAUUCCUCACAGCGUAUCUUGUGGCCAAGGGCAGACAGGUUUAUCCGCUGACGUUGGUUUGAAGCCUGACCUGAGUUUGUGUGUUGAAUUGGUGCCUCUUUAAACUUCACAUCAGACCUCAAUUUCUCUUUCUGUCUCGCUGUGUGUCUCACCUUCUCUCUCUCUCUCGGGCUCUCACUCCCUCCGUCUGGAACAUCACACUUGCAACACUGUUAAUUUAAGUCGGAGCCUAGACGCCCCCACUUGACAGCAAAAAUGGCUCUGAUGUUCGAUCCUCCUACGUGAACACUGACGCCCUCACACCGUCUCUUUCGUACCUCUUCCUGAGGUGUUUGUGCUACUUUGGGAAAGAGAUCAUGUUUGUGCAGGUACUGGUUGAAGUUGGCUCUCAACAGUUUUUAGGCAAUCACUUUUCUCUUUAUUGAUUUAGAUGCCUAAGCCUCUUUGGUUGUGUCACGCCUUUGUAGAUAGAUCACAAGUCGUUGAGAGAUGAUCCGCAGGUGAAAAUAUAAAAAAGAAUUUUUCUGUCACUUUAGGCAA
Molecule: messenger RNA, 7064 nt
Organism: Paralichthys olivaceus (Japanese flounder)
Lineage: Eukaryota; Metazoa; Chordata; Actinopteri; Pleuronectiformes; Paralichthyidae
Gene: rgs17
Product: regulator of G protein signaling 17
Source: RefSeq, a predicted model, not a curated record